Xenia sp. Carnegie-2017 is the source of this 3078-nucleotide messenger RNA. Its product is annotated as MORC family CW-type zinc finger protein 3-like. Gene Ontology annotation, molecular function: ATP hydrolysis activity; zinc ion binding. NCBI's taxonomy places the organism in Eukaryota, Metazoa, Cnidaria, Anthozoa, Malacalcyonacea, Xeniidae. The record is from RefSeq and is a predicted model, not a curated record. Gene Ontology annotation, cellular component: nucleus.
AUCGUGAUUAGCAUGCACCAAUCAGAUCUUGGCAGUCUGUUUUUUCUCUCAGUUUAUUGGUGGAAUUUUGGAUGACGUUUUAAAGAAGAAAUGUAUACAUUCUUCCCAGCGAUUUUGGAGCUUCUUGUUGUUUUAGGGCGAAAAACCGGAAAAUUCCUAAGAAAAAAUGGCGGUUUCUUCCUCGGAUUUCAAAUUCUCCACGACCGGAAUACAUCAGAGUUCGCUGAGCCCAAAAUACCUGCAUACAAACUCCACUAGUCACACAUGGCCAUUUAGCGCCAUUGCAGAACUAAUAGAUAAUUCAUAUGAUCCUGAUGUGAAAGCUAGUCAACUUUGGAUCGGCGAGGCUCGAAUAAAUAGCAAAAUCUGUUUGACGUUCACGGAUAAUGGCAAUGGUAUGCAGCGUGACAAGUUGUACAAAAUGUUAAGCUUCGGAUUUUGCGAGAAGGUUGCAGAUGGAACCCACAUGCCUGUUGGUCACUAUGGCAAUGGCUUUAAAUCUGGUUCAAUGCGGCUUGGGAAGGAUGCUCUGGUUCUGACAAAACAAAGAUAUACAAGGAGUAUUGGCUAUCUGUCUCAAACAUACUUGGAAGCCAUCAAAGCUGAGACUGUUGUUGUUCCCAUAGCAACAUGGGAUCAUACAGACUUAGAUGAUUAUAACCUUCAUGCCAACAGUGUUGAAGCUUUAAGAACUAUAUAUGAGCAUUCAUUGAUCAAAACAGAGAAAGAACUAAAUUAUGAGUUUGAUCAGAUUGAUGGAGAACAUGGAACAAGAAUCAUCAUCAGUAAUAUUCGUACAACUGCAGACAAUCAACCAGAAUUUGACUUUGUGACAGAUCAGUAUGAUAUUCGUAUCCCAGAUGACACAAGUCCAGAGGGAGAGAAAUAUCGUAAAACAAAUCGACAAAAUCAUGUUCCUGAGUGUGAUUACUCUCUCAGGGCGUAUUGUGCCAUCCUUUAUCUUAAACAAAUGCAGAUCUUUGUACGACAGAAGAAAGUAAAGACACUGGUUGUGGAGAGGAGUUUAAGCAACACAGAAGUGGAUCGCUAUCGUCCUACUUGUGCAGCUUCCGAUCCUGUUAAAGUUGUGUUUGGCUUCAACAGCCAAAACAAAAAUCAUUAUGGAAUCAUGAUGUAUCAUCGCAACAGGCUGAUCAAACCAUAUGAGAGAGUUGGCUAUCAGCUCAAGGCGAAUAAUUUGGGUGUUGGUGUUGUUGGUGUUGUUCAGUGUGACUUUCUACAGCCAACCCACAACAAGCAAGACUUUGAUUACACCAAAGCAUACAGGGCGUGCAUUAAUGCGCUUGGGCAAAAGUUAAAUGAGUACUGGAACGAAAAGAAAGGUCCAGUAAAAACAAACUUUGUUGAACCAAGUUUUCCUGAACCACAGGAAGUGAAAGCACUCCCAGACCAGACAUGGGUACAAUGCGACAAGCCAUCGUGUCUUAAAUGGCGUAAGCUUCCCGAUGGGAUAGAUCCUAAAACCUUGCCAGACAAGUGGUAUUGUCAUAUGAAUCCCGACCCAAACUUCAAGUCUUGUGAUGCACCUGAAGAAAAAGAAGAGGAAAAUGUUGUACCGUAUGAAAAGAAACAGAAAAAACGGCUAAUAAAAGAAAUGGAAGCAAAACAGAAAAGGGAACAGGCCACGAAAAAAGAGCAAGAUGAAAAGAUACGAAAUAUAUUGGCGAAAGAGGAAAUGUUGAAGAAGAGAGAAGAACAGUUAACUUUACGGGAGUCAGGAAACAUCCCAUCACCAAAGAUAAAGAUCGAGGGUUCGGCAAACUCUACACUAGUUACCUCUCAGAAAUCUUCAAGCUCGGUUGCAUCAAAUUCGAAGUUGCUGAAUGGCCAUUCAGCUUUGCGUACCCCUACAAAUAGCCAAUCAUCUCCACGUACUCCUGCUAAAGUCCAACCUACGUCAUUUGCCAAUUUAACUCCAUUGACGCGACCAAGAUUGGCAACAAACCAACUAACUCCUGCGAGCCAAUCAUCGGGUUUCGUUGUAUCUGCCCUCAAGUCAUCGACCUCGAAUAGACUUGGGGUGGCCAGCUCAUCUCCUACACAAAAGGGUACCCAAUCAAUUGGUGGUUCGUUAAAGCUUGGGGUCACGACGUCUUCAGUAAAUGAUGUAAAACCAUCAACAACAGCCUCUGUGUUCACAGCUCCCGUAAAGAUUUUGCCCAAAAAUGGGACAACAGCAAACGCUACGAUGACGACUCCAAACACAGUCAGAACUGUCACAAUUCCUAGUGUAUUAACAAAACAACCAACAACAGCAAACGCUACAAUGACGACUCCAAACACCGUCUCAGCCCCAAUAUUAAAUAAAGAUGUAAAACCGUCACCAUUAAGAUUGGCUGCUGUUGCUUACUCUGGUAUAACUGGUAACAAAUCAACCACACCUGAAGAUGUUAGAAAUGUUGUAUUGCCAGGAAUAAAACGUGGGCCCUCGGAAAAUUUGCUCAGUGCUAUUUCGGCUAAAAUACAACGUAAAAACUCAAGUCCAGGUGUCAUAAUCAUCGAUCCAACUCCUGUGCAGUCGAGUGACUCGAUGCAGCAGAAACCGCUGAAGGUUUCGGUUUCUGCGGACGUCCGUGUUCAGGAACUGGAAAAAAAGGUCUCCGAACUUCAAACAGAGCUGGCGAAAUGCAACAAGGACGCCGCUAUGAAAACUAAGAACUUAAACUUUUUGCUCGAGGCAAAAUCAGUACAAAUUCAACACAAGGAUAAAGAAAUAGUCGAAAAGAAAACUGCAUUGAAAGUAAUGGAGAAUAUUUUGAGCAAGAGAACGAAACAAUUGAAAGUAUUGCGAGAUAACGUGUGCAAGUUGUUGCAGGUUUUAGUGCCGGAAAUCGACGUCGAGUCCGAAGGCCAUGACGAAGGAAUUGAUGAUUUGCUCAAACAGGUGUUAGAGGCCAAUAAAUAAUUUUCAGUGUGUAUUGAGUAGCUUAAUGAGAAUGAAAAUUCCCUUACUUUGUCUGGGUGCAUUCCCCUCGCCUUGGAAAACAUACGUAAUCUGUAUUCAUAAAAAAUCCUCGCUGUUACGUUAUGUAAAUAAGAAAAGAAUUACCUAGAGUA